Drosophila kikkawai is the source of this 1866-nucleotide messenger RNA. It is a transcript of the gene PIG-V, whose product is annotated as phosphatidylinositol glycan anchor biosynthesis class V. Gene Ontology annotation, molecular function: alpha-1,6-mannosyltransferase activity; GPI mannosyltransferase activity. Lineage: Eukaryota; Metazoa; Arthropoda; Insecta; Diptera; Drosophilidae. Gene Ontology annotation, cellular component: endoplasmic reticulum membrane; mannosyltransferase complex. Gene Ontology annotation, biological process: GPI anchor biosynthetic process. The record is from RefSeq and is a predicted model, not a curated record.
UCAUACUAAGUUUUACUUUUCCGGGCGCUCUGCCCAAAAGUAAAAUAAAAAUAAAAAACAGAAAUUUCCCCCCGAAACAAAUGUCGCUGUAAGUGGCAGCUGCCCCAUAAGCAUCCGAAAAGCUCUUUCCCCCUUCAGCCGGUGAGGAGAGUUCCGCGCCUGUAGCUUCAUCGUUGUAAAAGACAGAACCCCGGAAAUGACCCAAAAAGUAACCAAGCUGGCACUGGUCAGCCGCCUCAUGGUGCUGAUAGUGCAGCUGGCGGCCAAUGGAGCUCUGCCGGAGCACAAACCGGACGUAUUCCGGAUGCCAGUAGGCCAAGAUGCGGACGCGGAGAAGAAACCUUGCUGCGAAUGGAUGGACAAGCUGGUGUUGCGGUGUUUUGGCGGACUCAAGAACUGGGAUGGCGAGUACUUUCUGCACAUUGCCGGUAACCUGUACUCCUACGAGAACAGCCUGGCCUUCUAUCCGCUGUACCCGGUGGUGGUGCGUUACGUGGCAUACUCGUGCCAGUUUAUCGGGAUUCCCUUGUCCCAGGAAUCGCUGUUGCUGCUAGUGGCAGUCAUCCUGAACCUCUGGCUGUUCUGCGAGUCCGCUAACCUGCUGUUUCAGCUGACCCACUAUAUGUUCAACGACCUCAACAAGAGCUGGAACGCCGCUUUGAUCUACUGCUUCAACCCGGCCACGAUUUUCUUCACAGCCGCCUACUCGGAAACCUUCUUCGCCUACGCCAGCUUUCAUUUGAUGUUGGAGUGCUUGAAGCCAUCGCAAAAUUUUACCUUCGUACGCUUGGGUGCGGCUUUAACCGCCUGCCUGCUGUGCCGCUCAAAUGGGCUGAUCACCCUGGGAUUCCCCCUCUACUUUUUCGCACGACAGAUUCUGAUUAAGGAAAGGUCAAGCUCUGUGUGGCAACGAGGAAAGAUGGCUCUGACGAUUCUGGGAGCUAUUGGGAUUCUGCACGGCUUCUAUUUCUACGUUUACAGGCUCUACUGCCUGCCCACCAUGACGGUGUCGCAUCCCAAGCACAUUUUGGACUAUGCGGCAGAGAGGAAGUACCUAACAUCUGGCCAAGGACCCCAGCAAUCUCCCUGGUGCCAGUACACGUUGCCAUUCCCCUACACCUACGUGCAGUCGCACUACUGGGAUGUGGGCUUCCUGCGCUACUACAAGUGGAAGCAGCUCCCCAACUUCCUGCUGGCCCUGCCCAUGCUGAGUUUCAUGCACUGGCACUGCUACGACUACCUGCGGGACUUUGUGGCCAAGGUCUGGGCGAAACUCACGCCCUCUGGCUAUCGCGAACUCAUCAAGCAGCACAUCACAUUCCCAUUCGUGCUACAUGCCGCGUUUCUCACCCUCGUUUGCACCGUCUACGUGCACAUCCAGGUGUCCACGCGACUCCUGGCCUCGGCCACGCCCGCUUUCUACUGGUUUGCCGCCGACCACAUGCCAAAGACUCUGGCCCAACUCAAGUUACGCUCCAAGGCCGGUGCACUUUUCAUAUGGUGCACCACCUACAGCCUGCUGGGAACGGUGCUCUUCUCCAACAAUUAUCCCUGGACGUGAGCUGGCCGCUGCAUUGGGGAGGGAGAACACCAAGCUGGAGGAGCAGCCGCUAGUUGCCAAAGAGACUGUAAACAAAUUGCUUAUUAGUGUGUAAAUAAUCGUCCACCAAAUUGAACGACAAAAAUGUUGAGACGCUCAAAGUAUUGGCUUUCAAUGCACCUUUUCAAUAAUAUUCUAUUGAUAGUUUGUUUUGAGAAAUUGCAUAAUAAAAUUGUUGACAAUUUGGCAAGUUUUAAGAAACUAUAAAAUAAUGAUUGUUUUAAUUAAGACGGUAUUUCAAUUUAAAAAUAAAAAUAUAUUGAUUA